CUGAUUUUCUGCAACAAGGCAAACCUUGGCAAGCGGGCGAGGUCAGAUUGGCGAAAACGUGGCUCAUUAAUAUUAGUACAGUUUUGUGAGCCAUGGUACAAGCAACAUUACGCGCCGACGUAAUGGAUAUUCAUUAUCAACGCACUGCACCUAAUGACGCCUUUACUACAUGCUUUACGGUACAAACAUGGCCACUUACAGACUAAACAUAAUCGUUUGCUGAUUUCUGCUUAUUUAAACGCUGCAGGACAAAAUAUUUAUAAACGUGGUCAUACCUUAAGUUUAAAAUGAGACUCUCACCUGUUGCAUCGUUUUUGUUACGGACGCAUCGCAUUUACCGGACGUCAGGCUCAUUGUCAUGUAAGAAACGGGUCAGACAUGAACCUGUUUUCUUAAAAAACAACUUCUCUGUGUCUGCAGUAACAGACAGCACUGCACUUUUGUACAGAAACCACGGGGAGCCCUCAAAAGUGGUUCAGCUGGAGACUUUGGACCUGCCCCAUAUUGGAUCCGACUGUGUCCUGGUGAAAAUGCUGGCAGUUCCUAUUAAUCCAUCUGAUUUAAAUAUGGUUCAAGGCACAUAUGCUAUUCUGCCAAGUCUGCCAGCAGUGGGCGGCAAUGAGGGGGUGUGUCAGGUCAUGGAGGUAGGCGACAAGGUGAAAACACUCAAGGUGGGCGAUUGGGUGAUUCCAAGAGAUGCUGGCCUAGGUACAUGGAGAACAGCAGCUGUGUUGAAGGCUGAUGAUUUGGUGGCAUUGCCCAAAGACAUUCCCCUGCUCUCUGCUGCCACCUUAGGAGUCAACCCCUGUACAGCAUUCAGAAUGCUUUCGGACUUUGAGGAACUCAAACCAGGAGACACAGUCAUUCAGAAUGCAGCAAACAGUGGUGUUGGACAGGCUGUCAUUCAGAUUGCCGCUGCUAAGGGUAUUCAUACCAUCAAUGUUGUCAGAGACAGGCCCGAUCUACAACAGCUCUCUGACAGACUUAAAGCUCUGGGUGCUACACACGUCUUUACAGAGGAGUCACUUAGACGGCCAGAAAUGAAGGAGCUUUUUAUGUCGUGUCCCCGACCUAAACUGGCACUGAAUGGAGUUGGAGGUAAAAGCGCCACAGAGCUGUUACGCCAUUUGCAAAGUGAAGGGACUAUGGUGACUUAUGGAGGAAUGGCCAAACUACCCGUCACUGUACCAGUGGGUGCACUGAUCUUUAAAGAUGUGAAAAUAAGAGGUUUUUGGGUAACCCAGUGGAGAAGAGACAAUAGUCAUGAUGAGGACUCUUUACGCAACAUGCUGGAUGAACUUUGCAUCCUCAUCCGUGCUGGGAAACUGUCCGCUCCAGCUUGCAUUGAAGUGGGGCUUCAAGACUUUCAAAAAGCCCUGGAGAAUGCCAUGAAGCCAUACAUGUCUACCAAACAAGUUUUUGUCAUGUAAUCUCAUUUAUACAUUAUACAUUUGUUUAUUAAAAAAUCCUCGAGCUUUCCAGACACACAGACAAUAAAUGUGAUCCCGACAUCAAAGCCUAGUACUGUCAUGGAAACAAAAGAUAUUUUAGCAUUGUUUUUGAAUGGGUUGACAUUUGUUGCAACUAAGAAACAGCAAUUAUCAAUGCACCAGACAGCUCAGCGGUCAACCUGCUUUUAUAGUAAAUAGACAUGUACAAAAAAGUUUUGCUGCCAACUAAGUCAUUGUAGGGUCCUUGUGUUUUAUUUGCCAAUCAGGUGGAUGUUUCAUCAUAUGGACUGAAUAUUUAUUGUAAUGUUUAUGUAAAAACCUCCGUUUACCGUCACUCAUUAAAAUCCUGAUAUAUGAUAUGAACAAUUGAUAAAACAAGUCAUUAUGAUAUGCGGCAUUAUGAAAUCAUUAGUUUUGAUGACAGUUUGAAAGAAUUCGCUAAAAUGUUCACGGACCAUUGAAAUAACUUUUAAAAUGUCAUAAGAUGAAUUGCUGAAAGAUUUCAGUCGAUUUUUAAAAAUCUGUUUUGUUUCCACUAAAAUGUUGCAUUCUGUUCAAUGUUUCUGCAUAAGUUGCGUCUUGUCUGCAU
Molecule: messenger RNA, 2040 nt
Organism: Triplophysa rosa
Lineage: Eukaryota; Metazoa; Chordata; Actinopteri; Cypriniformes; Nemacheilidae
Gene: mecr
Product: mitochondrial trans-2-enoyl-CoA reductase
Exons: 10
Coding region: 288-1430 (380 amino acids)
Biological process (GO): fatty acid metabolic process
Cellular component (GO): mitochondrion
Molecular function (GO): trans-2-enoyl-CoA reductase (NADPH) activity
Source: RefSeq, a predicted model, not a curated record